This is a messenger RNA of Pygocentrus nattereri (red-bellied piranha), 1865 nucleotides long. Its product is annotated as sialidase-1-like. The record is from RefSeq and is a predicted model, not a curated record. Bases 216 to 1358 code for a protein of 380 amino acids. Gene Ontology annotation, biological process: ganglioside catabolic process; oligosaccharide catabolic process. The transcript is spliced from 6 exons. Lineage: Eukaryota; Metazoa; Chordata; Actinopteri; Characiformes; Serrasalmidae. Gene Ontology annotation, cellular component: lysosome; cytoplasm; membrane. Gene Ontology annotation, molecular function: exo-alpha-sialidase activity.
UAGGGAAAUAGUGCCUCACCAAUCUAAUAGCAGAGGAAGGAGGCAGAACAUCUAGGUAGAAAGCGGCGUUAAACCCUAACAUAAAGAAGUGACCUGUGGGGCUGAGAUGCAGCCCGGUGGUGUUAAGGUGGAGUCAGAAAGUCGUAAACUUCGCAGUCAUGAGCUCCAGUCAGGGUUUAUACGAGCAGGGUAGCACAGCAGAAGGCUAAUCAGCCAUGAAGCUCUUCGGGCUGCUGCUCUCGGUUUGGUUCACCCAGGUUUCCAUCGCAGGCGAUAAAAAGUUUAACCCCAUUAUUACUGAAGAGAAGUUGCUAUGGGUGGGCAGCGGAGCUGGAGAAGUGCACACAUACCGCAUCCCCCUGCUGACCUUCACCACCCGCGGAAGCCUGCUGGCAUUCGCUGAGGGCCGGAAGACAUCCAGCGGUGACAUGGAAGCCAAAUUUAUAGCCCUGAGACGUUCCACAGACAGAGGAGCUACAUGGUCUCCCACGUCCUUCGUAGUAGAUGAUGGGAUUCAUACAGAUGGGUCAAACUUGGGCUCUAUUGUUGUGGAUGAAGACACAGGCGCUCUAAUAUUGAUCUACUCUCUGUGCUUCUACCGCUACCACUGCAGCCCCCCCAGCACCCUGCUGGUGGAGAGCCUGGAUGAUGGUCUGACUUGGAGCGCUCCUCGCAACCUCUCUGUGCAGCUGGGGGUCAAGAGCUUCAUUCCAGGGCCUGGCUUCGGCAUUCAGAAACGAUAUCCACCUGCUAAAGGCCGUCUAGUGGUGUGUGGUCAUGGCACUAUUGAGGGUGAUGGCGUUUUUUGCAUCCUGAGCGAUGAUCAUGGGCGAACGUGGAGAAACGGAGCUGCGCUUAAGAGUAUCCCCUACAACCAGCCCAAACAGAGCCUGGACUUCAACCCGGACGAGUGUCAGCCGGUGGAACUUCAGGACGGAAGUAUACUCAUCAGUGUGCGAAACCAGAACAACUACCACUGCCGCUGCCGGAUGGUGGUGCGGAGUCUGGACGGGGGCGAUUCACUGCCUCUGGAGGAGCUGGUGUUUGACCACACGCUGGUGGAUCCCGUGGUAGCAGCUGGAGCUCUACAGAAAGAUGGAGUGCUAUACUUCAGCAACCCAGCCAGCUGCCAACAAAGGGUCAAUCUGACUCUCCGCUGGUCUCUGACUGAUGGUAAGUCAUGGGAAAAUGAAGUAUUACAGAUUUGGCCAGGGCCGAGCGGCUAUUCCUCUUUAACAUCGCUCAGAGGAGACCAACCUGAGGAUGAGAAACACAUCUUCAUCAUCUAUGAGAAAGGUCGUAAGGACUAUUUUGAGACCAUCUCUUUUGCCAAAAUUAACCUCUAUGGAGGAUUAUAGAAAGAGAGGGGGGAUAGGUUUUAUUUUUUUGGAAAAAUACUGUAAAGAGCAAAGGGAAAUUGCACCACGAAUUGCAGAUGGAGUCAUUUUUUCCGCUCACUUUCACCUUUCAGUCAACAACUUUUCAGCGUUUGCAAGUUAAAAGGAAAUUGCACCACUUUUUUUUCUCUCAUCUAUUGCUUAUUUACAUGACCAAAGUGUAAACAAAGUCAUUUUGUCUGAUGUGAAAUGCUCUGCUGUAGAGAAACUUACCGCUUCAGAAUAGUUCACAGUGGUGGUGAUGGGAACCAAACGUCUGAGGAUUUUACUACCUGUAAAAGCUCCUUCACAGAAAGUUAUUACAUUAAAUUGUUAUUAAUUCGCUGCUUGAUGCCUGAGACAGUUGUUUUAUUAUUUUUAAGAAGCUUUUCACCUAAAACAUUAGAUUUUUAAAUCAAUUAAAGGCAUAGAGGAAACAAGUCCCAAAGAAAAGUUUCUUUUUUUUUCUUUUCACAUUUAUCACUUUUA